UACUUGCUAAAAAUAGUUGCAAAGUUCUGCUGAAGGUGGGUACCAGACUUGGCCAAAUUUAGCUUAACUGAACUGCUUGGCCUAAAAUUGAUGGACAAUAGCUACUUUCAAUAAAAUUGCAGAGGAAUAAUUUCUGUUCCAGCCUUUUCUUUGACAGCCUCAGAUUAGUUGCAUUUCUCAAAGUUAUCUAAUUUUUUCUUGAUGUCACAAUUUCCAAAUCCAUUAACUGAGUCUCCUGCAACAUAUGUUUUGGUUCCUGCAAAUUCCAUACAAGGUCUCUCCGUCUCUUGAACAUUUUGGUUCCUUCCUUAUCUUCAAUCACCAUCGAGAAUUGCAUCAGAUUCAACGUGUGAUGUUGGUCUGUCAAUGCUGAUUAGGCCAAGGUAGUUUUCCAAUUUAUGUGCAUUGGAACAAUCAUUAAUUGCUGCAGGGGAACUGCUUUUGGUGUUUGAUCCUUUUAUCAAGAUUGAAAUGUCAGCCUGUUCCAUCACAGCAUCUGCAAGCUCAAGGCCUAAUUUGUCGAAAUAGAAGGCAUUCGUUACGUUUUACAUUAUGUUUGCUCAUCUUCCAGGAGCUGAGCCAACUAACUAUACAAAACCAUCAUCCACGGAGAAAGAAACCGAGGAGCAGACAACAAACAAAUCUCCUCAAAUCUCUGUCACCUACAUCUACACGGUGGAGGUAGCAGAAUUGCUCAGCAAUGUAACAGUUACAUGGAACAAAAAUGUUAUGAACUGUUCUCUUAGCAUUAGUGUAGAAAACCCUUUGGAUGAAAGUCAUUACACUUGCAAGAUUGAUAUAAAGACUUGGCAGUUUUGGGGGAAAAAAGGUCUAAAAUCUUUUGAAGUAGAUGGAAAAAGAGUAGAUGUUUACUGGGAUUUUCGACAAGCGAAAUUCUCAAACCAUGCUGAGCCCUUAUCAGAUUACUAUGUUGCUUUGGUCUACAAUGAAGAGGUGGUUUUAAUGCUUGGAGAUAUGAAGAUGGAUGCUUUCAAGAGAACCAAAAAGAGACCAUCAUUGACAGAACCUAUAUUGCUGUGCAAGAAAGAAAAUGUGUAUGGGAAGCGAUCAUUUUGUGCCAAGGCAGUGUUCCAAAAAGACAAGACAGAACAUGACCUCGUCAUUGAAUUUUCUUUGUCAGGACUAGGUGAUCCUGAAAUGGGGAUUACCAUAGACGGAUUCGAGGUGAUUCGAGUAAUGAAUUUGAAUUGGAGAUUUAGAGGCAAUGAGAAUAUGAAAGUGGAUGAUGUUGGGGUACAGAUUUUUUGGGAUGUUCAUGAUUGGUUGUUUACUGGCUCUAGCACAAGUCAUGGACUGUUCAUCCUGAAGCCAGCAGCAGAAGAAGGUGGGGAUGAUAAAGUUGGAGAUGGUAGACAUUGCAGAGGCAAUGAUGGAGGCAUGUAUGAUUCACCAAAGGAAAGGUCUUCUUCAACACCAGG
Messenger RNA from Populus euphratica (Euphrates poplar), 1439 nucleotides. RefSeq lists its product as uncharacterized. NCBI's taxonomy places the organism in Eukaryota, Viridiplantae, Streptophyta, Magnoliopsida, Malpighiales, Salicaceae. The annotation marks the transcript as partial. The transcript is spliced from 2 exons. The record is from RefSeq and is a predicted model, not a curated record.